Messenger RNA from Gavialis gangeticus (Gharial), 1539 nucleotides. It is a transcript of the gene NIFK, whose product is annotated as nucleolar protein interacting with the FHA domain of MKI67. The record is from RefSeq and is a predicted model, not a curated record. The coding region runs from base 17 to 835 and encodes 272 amino acids. Gene Ontology annotation, molecular function: RNA binding. NCBI's taxonomy places the organism in Eukaryota, Metazoa, Chordata, Crocodylia, Gavialidae. Gene Ontology annotation, biological process: maturation of LSU-rRNA from tricistronic rRNA transcript (SSU-rRNA, 5.8S rRNA, LSU-rRNA). The transcript is spliced from 7 exons. Gene Ontology annotation, cellular component: nucleolus.
CGCGUGCGGGAGCAGCAUGGAGGUUGUGGCGGCAGGCGCGGGAGCGGCGGCGGCGGCCCCGGCCGCGCUGCUCUCGUUGGACCCGCAGCUGCAGCGCCAGUUCCAGGCCAAGGUGCAGCGCGUCCGCGCCGCCAAGCACGAGAGGCUGACCCCGGGCGUGGUGUAUUUGGGACACAUCCCGAAGGGUCUUUACGAGCCGCAGCUGCGCGAGUACUUCAGCCAGUUUGGGACUGUCACCAGGUUGCGCUUGGCCAGGAGUAAAAAGACUGGAAGCAGUAAAGGCUAUGCGUUUGUAGAGUUUGAGUCCGAUGAUGUUGCUAAGAUCGUGGCAGAUACCAUGAACAACUACCUCUUCUGUGAAAGGCUUCUGAAAUGUCAGUUCAUGCCACCUGAAAAAGUCCAUGAAAACCUUUUCAAAGGCAGUGAGACUAAUUUUAGGAAGCCGUCGCGUCCAGCAGUCAAGCGGUAUAACAAGCAGCGAUCGCUCAAAGACAAGAAAAAGAUGACAGAGAGGCUACUUAGAAAGGAAAGGAUGUUACGCAAGCGGCUGGCCGAGAAAGGCAUAGAUUACGACUUCCCUGGAUUUGCUGCAGCUAUACCUCGGCAGAAAAGGAAGAAAGUUUCAAAAUCAAACUCAAAAUUGAACAUUUCUGUGAACAGCCAGGAUCCCACCCCGGUCUGCACCCCCACAGUCCUCAGUCGUCGGAAAUCUCAGCCCCAAGAAAGUGACUUGGAUGACAGUGAAAUAACCAUCAAGCUGCCCCCGCCCAGCGUGAGUGCCAGGCCGAAGAGGACGCCAGCAAAGAGAAAAGGGAACCUGAAGAAAAAGAAAUAAACAUGACCCUCCCCUAGACACUCUGUUUCUGUCAGGAGUGAGCCACCUUCUCACCAUGAUGGAGCAGUCCUCUCAUUCAUGAGUCCCACUGGUUUAGCUAAAGCUUCAGGCUCUUUGCAAGUGGAACCCAGACCUUGUGCCUUAACCACCAAUUAGCGCAAGCAUUUUUGAAAGGAACUUCAACUUCCUGCUCUUCAACAUACUUUAAGAACUAGCAUCAGCCUAUGGGCGGCUCAGCCAGGGACCUAAGCAGCAAGUAGAAGCAAUGUAAUGGUUGUCUUCCUGAAGUGUGUAGUUUUGUCAUUAUAUGUAAAAGAAUAUGUCAAAAUCUGUGAUUUUUAUUUUCCGUUUCUCAUAAGCAUUUUUCAACACUGGGAAGUAGGACGGUGAGUUCUGUCCAGGCAGUGAAUGGUGCCGAGCCCUGCUUUGAAGGGGUCAUAGCCUAGAUGUAAUCAGUUCUCAUCUAGAGAAUGGGCAAACUUCUGCUCUUGUCCUUGGUGAUACAGGUGUCUCUUCCUUUGAAGGAUGAGUGUGGCUAAGACCUGAACCAGAGUGGAAGAUUUGGAGGUUGUACUCGCAGCUCUGCCAGUCUGGCCUUGGGCAACUCAUUUAACUGCUCUGUGCCUAAAUGGUGCCAUCUGCAGAAUAAGGGUUUUGUCUCUCUUUAUUGGGGGAAAUAAAUUCUGCCUCUGCUGCUCUGAAGC